Molecule: messenger RNA, 2633 nt
Organism: Chlamydomonas reinhardtii
Lineage: Eukaryota; Viridiplantae; Chlorophyta; Chlorophyceae; Chlamydomonadales; Chlamydomonadaceae
Exons: 9
Coding region: 480-2486 (668 amino acids)
Source: RefSeq, a predicted model, not a curated record
CUAGAGGGGGCGAAAGCGGGGCUGUACAAUUCGUUGCACCAUUCGCUGUGCGGUGCUCGCCGGGGGGCCGGAUGGGACCGAUUUCGCCCAAAAGUACAGCCCCCCCGCGCGAAACCUGCGAAGCAAUCCGGCCAUUCACUUUGCAAGUCCCUGUAAUUCUAAUAGUUCGAGAGAAAAGAGUAGAAAUCACUCGGAAAUCACACAGGCAUACGCGCUUUCGAGGACCCUGAGCGUGGCAGUUGGCGAUUUUGCUUCGCGCAGAGCAGUAAUACAUCAGCACGCGAAGCCGCUUGUGCCACUGCGAAGGAAGGACUGCGCGGGAUGCUGGCAAGCUGGUGUGCGACACGUUAACACGCCUCAGGGCGGUUUCGCCGGUCCUUGCUGCGCGCGGGCGCCCCUAGCUCGCUCGCUAGCCCGCGCUAGCUGGCAGCUCGACGCUGGACCCACCCCGGCACCUCGCGGCGGUGCGCUGACACGCCAUGGCGGCGCCGCGCCGGCUGGCCACCUGGGCGGCGCAGCAGGCCGCGGGGCGCUUCAUGUUCACCAGCGCCUCCUACCGCGGCCGCUCGCUGCUGACGGCGAGCAAGCAACUGGCCCAGCAGAUCAAAGAGCAGCUAGGCCCUGACUGUCCUCCCCACCUUGUAACGCUCUUCGCCACGCCGUACCACGAGUGGGGCGCGACGCUGUCGGAACUGCCGCAGAGUCUCCGGACCUUGCUGGCGGCUGGGGGCGCUGUGCCGCCCACAGUCAUCGGCGGAGUACUUCGGACGGUUUCCGGCGGCGCGCACACGUGCCGUGAGGGCGAGCCGUGUGUGGCUGUCAUGGCGGCGCACCUGCCGGGUGUGCGCCUCCACCCCUUCGCCACCGACCGCAGCUCGCUGCCCAGCCUGGGCGGCGGCGGCAGCUGGGCCGAGGUGAUGAGGCUGGCAGCCAGGGGGGGCGGUGGAGGCGGGGACAGGGGGCCAGGUGGAGGCGGCAGGGAUGCUGGCAGCUUCGACACCGCGGGCGCAACUGGGGAGGGCGCGGCGCCGGGGAGGAAGCAGUACUUUGGGGCGGCUGGCGGUGUCAGCCCUGGAGCCACCAGCAGCAGCACCGGCCUCUGGAGGAGCAGCGGUGCCAGUGAUAUCGCACCCGGCUCGCACAGGAAUGCCCCUAGGCAAGGGGCUGCGGAUGGGGAUACGGGAGGAAGCAGCGGCGACACCGCCGUGGCGGGCCCCGGUGCCGGCAGGCCUCUGGGCGGGCAGCCGUCUACUCCACCCCGGUCACCCCACACUCACACCCACGCCCAGCCUCGUAAAGAGUCCGUGGCUACAUUCAUGCUGAGCACACCGCACUUCGUCCAGGUGGAGGAGUUGCUGUCGCGGUUCGGGCAGGUGGCGCCCGACAUGCCCGUGUUUGGCGGCGUGAGCUCGCCGGGGGCGUGGGGCGAGAGCGAGAGCAGCUGGGGGGCGGUGUGGGUGGACGGCCAGGUCAUGGCGCGAGGCGCUGUGGGCUGCGUGAUGCAGGGGCCCUUCCAGCUGGACACGAUUGUGGCGCCCGGCUUCCGCGGCGCCGGCCCCAUCAUGCGCGUGACUCAGGCCUGGGGGCAGCAGGUGCUGGAGCUGGACGGCGAGCCCGCACAGCGCCCGCUGCAACGCGCGAUGUCGGACGCGCUGAACUCGGGCGAGUUUGCCACCUCCCUCAAGAUCGGCGUGGGCGACGCCACUGGCGCAGCCGCUGUCAGCACCAGCCCCGGCGCCUCACUGACCAGCCGCCAGCAGGCGCCGCGGCCGCCCUCCCCGACCAGCCGCGCCCAGCAGCCGCGCCCGCCGCUGCCGCGCGCCGCUCCGGAUGUGGCGCCGCAGCACCAGCAGCCCGCCUCUGCCUCUGGCGAGGCCGGCAGCGGUGUCCGUGCUGCGGCUCCUGCCGCCCACCAGCCUCCAGGCUCGGUGUCGCAGCCGCUGCAGCCACCAGUGCAGCAGCAGCAGCAGCAGCAGCAGCAGCUGGUCACACGCAAUUGGUUCUUCCAACAGGGGCCGCCGCGGCCUGUGCUCACACUGUACACCGUGGGGCCAGUGCCCGUAGGCACCCCCAUCCAAAUCCACUUGCAGAACUACCCCGCCGCGCACCGCCACAUGCGCGACCAGCUCAGGGCCUACGCGGAGGCCCUGCCGCCCCAGACGGCGGCGGCGCCGGGGGCGGUGGGCGUGCUGGCGCUGUCCUGCGGGGGGCUGCCCUUCUUUGAGGACACGGACGUGGCCAGGUGUCUACCCAACGCCGCGUUUGCUGGCGGCAAGGUGGAGGGCGAGUUUGGCUCCACAGCGCCCGGGCGCCUGCCCUCGCGACUGCACAGCUUUGCGUCUUGCCUGGCUCUGCUGCGGGCGGCGGACUGCGGCGGCGGGGACACGGGCAUCAGCGGCGGCAGUGGUGGCGGCGGUGGCAGUGGCGGCGGUGGCGGCGGCAUAGGCGGUAUCAGCCAUGGUGGCGACGGUGCUGCCGAACCCUAAAGGCGGAGGGAUGGCAGUUGCCCUUUGCGCUUGGCAGCGGCCCUCUGCGGCCCCACAUGCGGGCUAGGGCUGGCGAUGGCGGCACUAGGCCGCACGUAGGAUGGCAUGCACUUCUCACAUGGAACUUCUCACAUGUCGAUUGAUUGU